Messenger RNA from Effrenium voratum, 186 nucleotides. The record is from the annotation of a GenBank genome assembly. NCBI's taxonomy places the organism in Eukaryota, Dinophyceae, Suessiales, Symbiodiniaceae.
GAAUGCGGUGGCCAUCGCCUUGGAUAGCGACGUGAUCACUAACGAGACCGUGUCCCAGGUGAUAGGUGCUGUCUUCACCCUGCUGUACCUCUCGGAGUUCUUGCUGAAGCUGACCCUGCUGGGCUGGCGGGGCUACUUUUGGGACGAGAAUUGGCAGUGGAACUGGUUCGACUUUCUGUGCCUGCU